AUGGGCCCGCCAGCACCAAAACCUGCUGCUCGCAGGAGGAACAGAAAACGCAAAAGACGCGCCGUAUCCUCCGGCCCUUCGUCUUCAUCUGAUGAUUCAUCCUCAGAUGAAUCUACGCAAUCCACACCUCAAAAAGUGGCACCUCUCCCAACCAAACAACCUGAAUCCGACACGAGUUCUCCAUCUGAAUCUGCAUCCUCGGAUAGCGACUCCGAAUCAGAUAGUGACGAUGCUGGUGCAUCCAUGGUAAAGGAAAAAAUGCAAACCGACGGUCUCAAAGUUCCUCAUGAAAAAGAUGCUCCUCGACCAAGGUCACCUUCACCCUCCCUGCCCAGUGCGGAAAUACCAUCUUUUCUACCGCCAAAUACGUCUGCGGAUUAUGAGGCGCGUGAACAGGCCAUGAAAGACAAAUUCAGGAAGUUUUGGAUGUCAUCCCUUGCGGAAGGAUUCAAGGAAGACCUUGAGGAAAUACGAAAGGAGCCAAAUUUGGGACCCUCCAAGCUAGCACUGCUUAUUGAUUCGCUCGCAGCUGGGGCAGACAUUUUUACGUCAUCUGCGUCCGCCAGCGGGACAGACAUGAAUGAAGUGGAUGUUGUCAUGGGCGAAUGA
Messenger RNA from Suillus subaureus, 609 nucleotides. RefSeq lists its product as uncharacterized. The coding region runs from base 1 to 609 and encodes 202 amino acids. The record is from RefSeq and is a predicted model, not a curated record. Gene Ontology annotation, biological process: ribosomal large subunit assembly. Gene Ontology annotation, cellular component: preribosome, large subunit precursor. NCBI's taxonomy places the organism in Eukaryota, Fungi, Basidiomycota, Agaricomycetes, Boletales, Suillaceae. The transcript has 2 exons.